AUGAAUCUGAAGCUUGCUUUCGUGGAGGGUCCAAGAGAAGGCGAAUCUGUAGAGUACAAGCCCGGAUCGACUAUUCGGAUCGGUCGAUUAGUUCGUGGUAAUGAAAUUGCCAUUAAAGACGUCGGAAUCUCCACCAAGCACAUCCGGAUCGUCUCCGAGUCCGAGAAGUGGAUAAUCUACGACCUCGGAUCUCGCAACGGAACCAUACUGAACUCAGAAACUCUCGACCGAGACACCCCCGUCAAUCUCCGCCAUGGAGACGUAAUCAAGCUUGGUGGGGAUACUUCCAUUGUCGUGAACUUUGAGGCCGAUGCUCAGGCGCAGGAGCAUAAGCUUCCGCCGAGGCCGCGAAGGAAUAACAGGCGUCUGCCUGUUGCGGAUCCGGAUCCGGAUCCUGUCGAGUCGGUUCAGGAGAAACCAACGCGCAAGCGUAGAUCUGCGAAGGAGGACGAACAUGAACCGCCGAAGAGAAGUAAAAAGCUGGAAGAUAUCGCCAAGGAGGUGAAUUCUAGGGUUACUAGGUCCAGGAGGAAGAUGGACGAAGAAGUUCCGGUGGAGAAAAAGGGCAACUCUAGGUCUCGGGGAGGUAAUAAGAACACUGAGAAUUUGGGAUUGGAGGAGAAUGUAGAGGAGAAGAGACCUUUAAGGGCUACGAGGAGCAAGAAGAGAGAACUUGGUGGAGAUUGUUUUCUGGAGUUGGAGAUGGUCCUGACCAAACCCGUAAAAGCCGUGCAAAGAAGAAGAAGAUGGAGUCAGAUAAGGAUGUUGAAGAAGAAGAUGAGACAUCUGAGCAGGUGGAGAUUGAGACAUUAG
Molecule: messenger RNA, 813 nt
Organism: Thlaspi arvense
Lineage: Eukaryota; Viridiplantae; Streptophyta; Magnoliopsida; Brassicales; Brassicaceae
Source: the annotation of a GenBank genome assembly